Messenger RNA from Teleopsis dalmanni, 620 nucleotides. RefSeq lists its product as uncharacterized. The transcript is spliced from 3 exons. Lineage: Eukaryota; Metazoa; Arthropoda; Insecta; Diptera; Diopsidae. The record is from RefSeq and is a predicted model, not a curated record. Bases 23 to 475 code for a protein of 150 amino acids.
GUUUCUAAUUACAAUUUAAAGAAUGAAUGACAAACAAUUAAUUUUUAUAUGCGCACUUCUCUUUUAUUUGUAUUUCGAUUCGAAAGAGAAGAAAACAGAGGAAACCAUUAUUGCAAAAGAAAUUCAAAUAAAUCAAACCUUUAUUCCGGCAGACGUUCUAAGAGACUUUCCCGGAAAAUGUUUUGCCGUGAAUCAUUGCAAAACUUUUGAAGUUGGAGAAAGUUGGGAUUUAAAAACAAAAUGCGGUCGUUCAACAUGCGUUCAAGAUGAACUUAUCAAAGACAAACUUUUCGAAAAAGUGGAAACCUGCGAACAUUUGCCACCGAAUAAAGAAAAAUGUGUUGCAGGUAUCGACAAAAGCAAAAUAGUUGUACCAUAUCCUCAUUGCUGUCCUAACUAUAUUUGCGACCGACAAUUGAAAGAAAAAGAGAAUAAUGAAGAAGAAAAGAGAAAAAGAGAAAGGAUUGAACUUUAAAAAUAUAAUGUAUAUCUAAAACAAUAUAUAAUUAUAGCUACCACCCAUAAAUAAAAGAGUACAUUAUUAUGUAUUAUAUAUUAAAGUAGUCGUGCUGUUUGUACAGUUCUCUUAUUUCACUAUGUAACAUAUUUUAUUUAAAAAU